UACCACAAACAAACACACACACACACACACACACACUUAUCAACUCGUUAGCAUCAAUGGCUUCUCUCAACAUUCCUCCCACAAAACCCUACAAUCGCUCGAAAAGAAUCGAUAGCUUUAAUCGAGUCAGACACGAGCACUCGUCCUUCCUCGGGAAAACAUUCCCGAGUAGGGAUUUGUCGGAAAAUCGCCCUCCGUUAACCGUCUCAAAAGUUGCAACAAAACCACCUUCGGAAAUCGUUGCUCCCUCAAAGCAAGAAGAUGCAAAUAUUGAUAGGAAUCAUAUUGCAUGGACAAGUGUUAGGCAUGAGAGAUGGCAAGGAGAGCUUCAUGUUCAAGGAGAAAUUCCACUAUGGCUGAAGGGAACAUACCUAAGAAAUGGUCCGGGGCUAUGGCACAUCGGAGACUACAACUUCCGGCACCUCUUCGACGGCUACGCGACCAUCGUCCGCCUCCACUUCGAGGAUGGCCGCCUCGUGAUGGGCCACCGUCAGGUCGAAUCGGAGGCGUACAAGGCCUCCCAAAAGAAUAAAAAGCUUUGUUACCGCGAAUUCUCGGAGGCCCCGAAAACCGACAACUUCUUGGCUUAUAUAGGUGACCUAGCCAACCUCUUCUCCGGUGCGUCGCUGACCGACAACGCAAACACCGGAGUGAUCAGGUUGGGCGACGGGCGGGUCGUCUGCCUGACGGAGACCAUAAAAGGGUCCAUUGUCAUAGACCCGGACACGUUGGACACAUUGGAGAGGUUCGAGUAUAGCGACAAUCUGGGCGGGCUGGUCCACUCAGCCCACCCGAUUGUGACGGAUAGCGAGUUUUUGACUUUAUUACCGGAUCUCAUCAACCCGGGAUACCUAGUGGUGAGGAUGGAACCCGGGACCAACGAAAGGAAAGUGAUCGGGCGGGUGGGCUGUCGGGGCGGGCCGUCGCCCGGGUGGGUCCACUCGUUCCCCGCCACGGAGCACUACGUGGUGGUCCCGGAGAUGCCACUUAGGUAUUGUGCCCAAAAUUUGCUCAAGGCUGAGCCCACACCAUUGUUCAAGUUCCAAUGGCACCCUGAGUCCAAAGCAUUCAUGCAUAUCAUGUGUAAAGCUAGUGGCAAAAUUGUGGCGAGUGUGGAAGUUCCUUUAUUCGUCACGUUUCAUUUCAUCAAUGCGUACGAGGAGAAAGACGACGACGGCCGAGUGACGGCCGUCGUCGCCGAUUGCUGCGAACACUACGCCGAUACAACCAUCCUUCAAAAUCUCACCCUUCAAAAUCUUCGCUCUCUCACCGGCCAAGAUGUCUUGCCGGAUGCAAGGGUUGGGAGAUUCAAGAUUCCAAUGGAUGGGAGUCCAAAUGGGAGUUUAGAAGCAGCAUUGGAUCCAAAUGAACAUGGGAAAGGCAUGGAUAUGUGCAGCAUAAAUCCUAAAUUUUUGGGGAAGAAAUAUAGAUAUACUUAUGCAUGUGGUGCUCAAAGGCCAUGCAACUUCCCCAACACCCUAACUAAGAUCGAUUUAGAGGGGAAGAAGGCGAAGAAUUGGUUCGAGGAGGGCUCCGUGCCAUCGGAGCCCUUCUUCGUGGCCAGGCCGGGCGCGACAGAGGAAGAUGAUGGUGUUGUGAUCUCAAUGAUUAGUGAGAAAAAUGGUGAUGGAUAUGCUUUGUUGUUGGAUGGAAUUACAUUUCAAGAAAUUGCAAGAGCAAAAUUCCCCUAUGGCCUUCCUUAUGGCCUGCAUGGAUGUUGGGUUCCCAAAAAAUGAAGUUAAAUUUUAAUUAAUUAGUAGAAUUUGCAUUUUACAAUUAAUGUUGGAAAAUAUAUAUAUAUAGCAUAUAGUAUAAUUUUAUGUAUACGAGUGACUAAUAAUGUUGUGAGAUUGUUUGUGUCGUAAUCAUCAUUUUGUGAAAUAUGUAAAAUAUAUGUGGAUUUUUGUGUAUAGGGAGGAUAUUUUGAGUCAUUAAA
Salvia miltiorrhiza (redroot sage) is the source of this 1936-nucleotide messenger RNA. Its product is annotated as carotenoid cleavage dioxygenase 8 homolog B, chloroplastic. Bases 57 to 1736 code for a protein of 559 amino acids. Gene Ontology annotation, molecular function: carotenoid dioxygenase activity. Gene Ontology annotation, biological process: carotene catabolic process. The transcript is spliced from 6 exons. Lineage: Eukaryota; Viridiplantae; Streptophyta; Magnoliopsida; Lamiales; Lamiaceae. Gene Ontology annotation, cellular component: chloroplast. The record is from RefSeq and is a predicted model, not a curated record.